AUGUCGGGGGUGGAGGUGAUCGCGGUCGUAGCUUGUGUGGCAGCCAGUAAGACCAUCUCCUCUCCUAUUACAAUAAACGAGAUUAACAACCCUGAUCGGCAAACAGUCGUCUCCGCCUACAGCGAUGGAGCGAGUAUGUUUACUGCCAUAAGGAAGAAAUACCACGAGCGCCAAUCCACUCAGAAACUAGAACGGUCGCUCGAACGCGGCCGUACUGAUAUUGAAUCUCGGUUCAACCAGUACCGUCAAGAGCUUGGCUGGCGAUAUGAGGAAGGUGACGCGAUCGCCCGGGAGCAGAUGAAGGAUAUCAUCAUCAAACUACAGGGGGCGUUGCUGAGGCAUCUCCGCGAGGCACAGGAUCGGGGGACCACUCUGGAUCUCAUGGCGUUGCAGAGAGAGUCCGAUCAGGACCGCGCUGAUACUAUGCUUAUUUUGGGAGGUUUAUACCAGCGGCUCUCGAGGCCGUCUUUUCCGCUGCCCAUCGACCCGACCUCUCGUAGAAUGGCUUCGUAUGGCCAUGAAUAUUCCCUUCAUGGCCAGGACAGAUAUUCAUUAUCCCAUUCCUCGGGGAGUGGGUACAUCUCCGGCUAUCCCGUCUCACCAGCCGGUUAUUUACCAGGCCAGUUCCUACCGGAUGUCGUCUCCGCCUCACCGACGGAUACGCUGGGGCCAUCGAGGGAUUAUGAGGCUACGAAUCUAACAAAUCGCCCACAAUCAUUGGGGCUUGGGUUUGUUGUGAGUAGUAUGGGCGACUUGUUCCAUCCCCGCCCAGGUCGUACACCGUCGUUGCCAGUGUCAUCGCCCGAGCCCAUGUACAUCCCACAACCCGUGGGAUCCAACCCAGGGUCACCGUCGAUGUUGGAGCCGAUUCCGCAAGUUGAUAUCAGACCAGCCACGUCGCACAGACCCAAGUUGCGACCAAGUUCGAUACCCCACGAUGUCUUGUGGGGGAACCCGUGGGAGCACGAAAGCCUCACAGACUCCGACUCCGACUACCGUUACCCCAUCAGCUGUGCUCCGCUCGAAGAAGAAGAAAAUAACCACCUCUCGCCCAUCUUGCCUUCCACGCAACCCCGCCAAGAUUCCCUCUCCGCAACCUCAACCGUCUCCACAGACUCAACCCCAUCAAACCCCUCCACCGGAAGCAGCACCGACCGAUCAACCCAGGCAAUCCGACCCCUCUGGCCACCCAGCAAAACGAACAACUACCUGGGCUUCUGCAAAGGGGCGUGGAAGGUGCACGUGGGAUUCCGAGGAUUCAAAAUCUACACGGAGCCUGGAACGGGGUAUUACACACAACAGUCAUGGUUGCGGUGCACAAAGUGUGCGUUCGAAGCACCCAUGGUCCCGAAGAGUUCUAGCAGCAACCCGCAAUUCGAGAAAAGCGUGCGUACACAUAAAGCCAGCGGUAUUCGUUAUCGAUUCGAGUUCUUGGCGAAAUCCCACGUGCCCUGUAAGCGGGACCCGGCGUCAGAUUUUACCCCUAAUACCCCCCGCGGCACGUUUUGUUGCGUCUUUUGCUGUGCGCUGGCACAGAGCUCCACACGGGUCUAUGGGAACCUGGAUAUCUUCAUGGCGCAUCUGGCAGAACAGCAUUGGACGGUUGAGAAGGGAGCGUUGGCUGUUUUGUCUAGUAUGCGGUGUGUGGUAGGUCGAGUUGCUCCUGAUUCGGAGUAUUUCGAUGUGAAUAUUGUGCCGGUGCGCGGCUGA
Penicillium psychrosexuale is the source of this 1710-nucleotide messenger RNA. RefSeq lists its product as uncharacterized. Bases 1 to 1710 code for a protein of 569 amino acids. Lineage: Eukaryota; Fungi; Ascomycota; Eurotiomycetes; Eurotiales; Aspergillaceae. The transcript has a single exon. The record is from RefSeq and is a predicted model, not a curated record.